Dictyostelium discoideum AX4 is the source of this 153-nucleotide messenger RNA. RefSeq lists its product as hypothetical. The transcript has a single exon. The record is from RefSeq and is a predicted model, not a curated record. The coding region runs from base 1 to 153 and encodes 50 amino acids. Lineage: Eukaryota; Evosea; Eumycetozoa; Dictyosteliales; Dictyosteliaceae.
AUGGUUGAAAAAAAAAAAAAAAAAAAGUUUUAUAAACAAAAUAACAAAGAAAAUAAAAAUAAUAAUAAUAAUAAUAAUAAUAAUAAUAAUAAUAAUAAUAAUAAUAAUAAUAAUAAUAAUAAUAAUAAUAAUAAUAAAAAUACAAAAAAAUAA